Acanthosepion pharaonis is the source of this 576-nucleotide messenger RNA. NCBI's taxonomy places the organism in Eukaryota, Metazoa, Mollusca, Cephalopoda, Sepiida, Sepiidae. The record is from the annotation of a GenBank genome assembly.
AUGAACAAACAAUGUAUCCAUUCCCUCGGUCCAAACCUUUUUGGGAAGUCAUGUUUUUCAGGACUUGAUACUGAUCACUCUCUGUUUGUCUGUCUGUCUGUCUGUCUCUCUCUCUCUCUCUGUCUCUUUGUUUUUGUCUGUCUGUCUGUCUGUCUGUCUGUCUGUCUGUCUCUCUCUCUCUCUCUCUCUCUCUCUGUAUCUUUUUUCUGUCUUUGCGUUUUUAUAAAAUUAUCUCCUUUCAUUUUUUUUUGUCGUCUUUUUCCCUCUUUCUUCUUUUUUUUUCUAUUAGUCUUUCUAUCAGUUUUAACGAAAUUAUCUUCCCUUUAUUCUUCAUCAUUUGUGUUUUUCCCAGUCUCACUUACUCCAUCGUUUCUUUCUAUAUCUCUCUCUCUCUCUCUCUCUCUAUCUAUCUAUCUAUCUAUCUAUCUACCUCUUCUCUCUUUUUAUCAAAUUAUUUCUCUGAGUACAUUUUAUCUAUUUCACUCCUCUAUUUUUGCUAUGGCUAAAUUUAUAUCCAUCAUCUUUCUUUCAUUAUCUCUCGUUUUCUCCUUUCGACACAUCUACUCAUACAACUAA